UCUUUUCUUCUCCGCUUUGCUCGAUCAUCUUCUCUUCUUUCCUUCUUUUUUCUCAUUUUAACUUGAAAAUUUUAUUCGUUUUCUUUAUGGUGGAAGAAUUAGAAUGAUAUACUACAACCAAAAAAGGCCAUCCACCAUAAUUAUAUUCUCUAAUAAUCAAGACUAUCCCUUAGCUUCUUAAAUUCGACAACAAAAAAAAUUCACUUUGAUCCUAACAUGUCUUCUGCUAUGAAUGAUGAAGAUUUCAGCGUACGGAAAAAGAGGUUCUCUGCUUAUGAUCGUCUCAGUUGUGAAGGUUCUCCUAUGAAAAUGUCCCCUUGGAACCAAAGUUGUCAUCUUAAUAAUCCCAAUUUGUGCAAAUUUGACGAGGAUGUUUCCAACAAUAACUCCAAAAUUUGCCUCAUUGGUUCACUUGUUCGUGAAGAAGGCCAUAUAUAUUCUUUGGCUACUAAAAAUGAUCUUCUUUACACGGGUUCCGACAGCAAAAAUAUACGUGUGUGGAAGAAUAUGAAGGAAUUCUCGGCUUUUAAAUCCAAUAGUGGUCUUGUUAAAGCCAUUAUUAUUUCAGGUGAUAAGAUUUUCACUGGUCAUCAAGAUGGAAAAGUUCGAGUUUGGAAGGUACAACCUAAUAAUCCUAGCAGUUAUAAACCUGCUGGAACAUUGCCAACAUUCUUUGACAUUUUCAAGGCUUCAAUUAGGCCAAGCAACUACUUCAUGUCAGCCAAACAUAACAGAGCUUCCAUUUGGAUCAAGCAUUGGGAUGCCAUUUCUUGUUUAAGCAUGGACCAUAACCAUGGCCUUCUUUACUCUGCGUCAUGGGACAGAACAUUUAAGGUUUGGAAAGCUGACAACUCAAAAUGUCUUGAAUCUGUCAAAGCACAUGAAGAUGCAGUGAAUUCUGUAGUUGCUAGUGUUGAUGGCAUAGUUUACACAGGGUCAGCUGAUGGAACUGUCAAAGUUUGGCAAAGGGAAUUUUCAGGUAAAAUUAUAAGACAUGUUUUGGUACAUACCCUUUUGAAUCAAGAAUGUGCAGUGACUGCACUAACAGUUAACAAGUCUGGUUCAGUUGUAUACUGUGGAUCAUCAGAUGGGGUUGUGAAUUUUUGGGAAAAAGAGAAGAAAUUGACACAUGGGGGUGUACUCAAAGGUCAUAAGUUGGCUGUUCUCUGUCUUGAAUCAGCAGGAAAUCUUGUUUUUAGUGGAUCAGCAGAUAAAACAAUAUGUGUUUGGAGAAAAGAAGGGUCAGUUCAUACAUGUUUGUCUGUGUUGACAGGUCAUAGUGGACCAGUGAAAUGUUUAGCAGUGGAAGAGGAUAAAGAGUCAACAAGAAAUGACCAAAAAUGGGUGCUUUAUAGUGGGAGUCUUGAUAAAUCUGUGAAGGUUUGGAGUGUUUCAGAAAUGGCACCUAUUAUGCAGAAUGGGCAUGAGGAUCAUGUCAGGAUUUAAUCCCUACUUUUGUUAAGUGUUGAUAUGUUUUCUUUUACACUCCUUGCAAAGAAAGAAGAAUACUAAAGAUGGGUUAUUAUGUAAUGGUAAAAGAGUAUAUAAUUAAAUGAUGUGUAAA
Messenger RNA from Nicotiana tabacum (common tobacco), 1564 nucleotides. RefSeq names its product protein JINGUBANG-like. Gene Ontology annotation, molecular function: protein binding. The record is from RefSeq and is a predicted model, not a curated record. Lineage: Eukaryota; Viridiplantae; Streptophyta; Magnoliopsida; Solanales; Solanaceae.